AUGGCUCGAUCAGGAUCACCCGCCAAAUCAAAGUCGACCGCCGUCAUCGUCGACGACUCGAAGAAGAGCGUCGACGCCGUCUCGACAAGCACAACAACCACAACAACCACCACUGUCACUGUUGUCGACGAAGAGACUGUCAUCGACGCCGCUUCUUCUUCUAAGGAAGAGUCUCUCAAGGAGGACUCCAACGAGGAGGGCAAGCGUGAACUCCCCAUUUUCAACAACCCCCUCCUGGCCGACGAAAAGUCAACUGCUGUGGCCCUGAAGCCCAAGGGAGGACGCGUCAAGGUCCAGCGGGGCAAGACGGCGACGAUUGCAGUGCUCAAGAUGAGUGCGCCCAAGGCCGAUGGCGAGGUUGUGGUGAUGCGUCGGAUGGAUUCCAACCUGGUUAAUGCUACGUUGAUGUUCCAGGCUGCCUUCCCUGCCGCGACUGAGCAAUGGAUCACCAAGGAGAACUCUUACCUCACCAAAACCUAUGUGCCUCUUGGCGCUGUUGUUGAGGACGCUGAGGGUGGUGCCUCCCUUGCUGGCGUUUGGGUCACAAUCUCGCAAGCCAAAGAGCUCGCCAAGGAGUACAGCAUUGAACAGUUCAUGUUGCCCUUGUUGAACGCCCCUGCCCGCAAGAACACUAUCAAGGCUGCCGCUUCUUCCCCAUCGCCAUCGCCAUCGACCGAGGUUGUUGCCAAGGAGGAGCAGCAGACUGUUGAGGAAACUGUUACCGCCGCUGUUGUUAUUGUCGAGAACGUCGCCGUCACCAGCAGCAAGGAGACUGUCGUUGUGGAGGGGACAACCGAGGUUGUCACUGAGGAGAAAAUUAUUGAGACCUUGGAGAUCAACGAGGUCAAGGAGGUCAAGGAGGUCGAGGUGACCGAGGUGACCGAGGAGAAGGUUGAAGUUCAAGAGAAGGAGGAAAAGAACGGCCAGGAGCAGGAACAGGAGCAAGAGCAGGAGCAGGAACAGGAGCGGUCUACCGGAUCGAAGCGCGGAAGAGAGGAGGAUGAGGAGCAGGCAGAAAAGGACAGAAAGCGCUUCAGAGGAUUCGUUACUGUCGCUGUUGGUCUUGCUGCCGUCGCCAUCACCAUUCCCCAGGUCCUCCCUUACUUUUCAUAG
Molecule: messenger RNA, 1113 nt
Organism: Linnemannia hyalina
Lineage: Eukaryota; Fungi; Mortierellomycota; Mortierellomycetes; Mortierellales; Mortierellaceae
Source: the annotation of a GenBank genome assembly